Molecule: messenger RNA, 2856 nt
Organism: Diceros bicornis minor
Lineage: Eukaryota; Metazoa; Chordata; Mammalia; Perissodactyla; Rhinocerotidae
Product: tumor necrosis factor receptor superfamily member 10B-like
Exons: 11
Coding region: 532-2076 (514 amino acids)
Biological process (GO): positive regulation of apoptotic process; TRAIL-activated apoptotic signaling pathway
Cellular component (GO): cell surface; plasma membrane
Molecular function (GO): protein binding
Source: RefSeq, a predicted model, not a curated record
CUCAUGCCUGAACGAAGCUCAUCUAACACCCGUAUUUUCUCCGUAAGACGUGUCAUGGCCUUCUUGCACUUAGGAAUACCAGACCGAGCUUCAGCACUGCACUAGGGGGUCGUCGUAAACAGCAAAAUCACCAACAAAAAGCACAAAAAUAUGAAAAACUAACCAGGCCAUGAAAAGGACACUUGUUUACGCUCUGAGAACUGAAACAGGAUGGCAGAGCAUCGCCUUGGUCUACCCCAGCUGGGAACGUAUGUGUUGGGUAGUGAAAUCUUUCACUGUUCUGUCAGUGCCCAAGAAAACAACGGUAUCGACAUUGGGGUUAUAAAUAAAUUUUAGUGAGUAUAGCUGGGUUUGCAAAUAUAGAAUUCAGCGAAUAAGGAGGAUCGACUGUACUAGUGAAACAGUCAUGAAACUGGAUCUAUCUGAUAACAUAACCUCAAAAUAUACAAAGCAAAAACUGACAUACUCGAAGAGUGAAAUCUAAAAUCCACAAACUUAGUAGGAGAUUUUAAUCUAUCUCAAAACCAACAGAUGGAGCAGAAAAAACAGAAAAAACUGGGACCACCUAAUGAACAGGCUUCAUUGUGUGUGUGUGUAUACAGAUCCCUAUGUACAAACUCAGAUCCCUGUUCCCAACAGAUAAUGUCGUUUCAUGACAAAGUGUUUGCAACUGCUGAAAAAGUUAACUAUGUACUAGAACAAAAAAAAAACACUCAAUUGCAAAGGAUCUGCACUGUACAGGAUCUAGUUCUGACCGUGCGAAUAGAACAGAUAUCAACGAUAGAGAUAGUUGACCAGACCGCGUGUAUUUGGGAACCAAAGAACAUACCGUCGCCCCCCCCCGCCCCCCAACUAAUAGCUGCUCCGAACUGCACGUCAAACAGCACAGAUGUGACUGUGGCAGCCAGUGUCACCCAGUGUAGCUCAGAAGAGUAUGAGGCCAAGAGCUCCCAACUCUGCUGCAAGCUCUGCCCGGCUGGGCACCAUGUCAGCGCACACUGCACGGAGAAUCACGGUUCCGGGGAGUGCUCCCCAUGUAAGCCCAACACCUUCAUGGCCCACCGCACGGGGAGGACCAGCUGCAUGCCCUGUGCCCAUUGCCGGGAUGAUCAGGAGGUGGUGAAGGAGUGCUCUCCGUUCAGCGAUCGGCAGUGCCAGUGCCGAGAGGGGAUCUUCUACUGUGACUCCAUGGACUGCGUUGAGAGCUGUUUCCGAUGCACAAGGUGUAAAGGUGCCAUCCUUCACCCUUGCAAUGCAACAAGGGAUACAGUUUGUGCCACAGACACUAACCAAGAGCCAGGAAACUCAAACUGGUAUUGGUUCUUCAUUGUGGUGGGCGUCGUCAUCGUCAUCCCCGUUUACUACUUGAAGAAAAAAGGGGUACAGAUUUUGCCGUGGUUUGUCAGCAUCUUGAAGCAAGAGUCAAAUGAGCCAGGCAGCCCUUCACCUGAACGCAGCCAGCCUAAUGACAUGUUACUCAUGGACCCUGAAAGGGACCGGCCAGCCCCUGGUGUGGAAACAACACAGGAGUUGGAAGAAGAAAGGUUAGCCUUGGCGCCUGGGGCCGGGACCUGCCCAGGGCCCUCUGAGCACCCUGAGGAAGGCAUUGAGCUGCAGGUGGUGGUGGCCACAGCCGCCCCAGAGCAGGAGCUACAAAGUCAUGUUCCUGCUGCCUGUGGGCCUCAGGGCCAGGCCGAGACUGCACCCUCCCUCCGUCGUCUGGAGCAGGAAUAUAAACAAAAAUAUUUUUUAAAAGACACGUCCUCUGACUUCUCCAGUUUGACCUGUCUUGCAUUCGAACGUGAGGUUCCACCAAAUGAUUGGAAGAUGUUUAUGAGAUUGAUCGGACUUGAAGAAAAUGACAUUGAGAUUUGUAAAUACGAGAAUCCUGGAAAUCUGAUGGAAGAACGUCAUAAGAUGCUCCUCAUGUGGAGAAACAAGUUAGGCAGGGAAGCUUCUAUUUUUAGACUCUUGGCUGCCCUCUACACAUUGGGGUUACAUGAAUGUUUGCAAAAUAUUAUAAACAGAUUGGUUGCUGAAAAUAUUUUAGGUAGGCAUGCAGACACCCCAAAUUAGAGUACACUCUUGGCACAGGAUCGUGACUUUAAGCAGUGUCUUGAAUGGAUAGGAUCUGAGCGUCCUACCCAGUUCUGAUCCCAUCGGAAAUUUCAUGAAUCCUAGAUGGGGCUGUGCCCCUUAUCUAAAUAGAUUCUCUAUAACGCUUUCAAUGGGGAGGUGAGUUCCACAUGGAAGCAAGAGUGCUUCCCUCCCAGGGCAAGGGAGUCUGGGGGGCUGCCUGUGGCUGGUGUGGCAGAGAUGGGCUGCUCCUAAGUGCAUUUCAGGGGGCUGCGAACUUGUCUGCCAGGGACCACUUAAUGUGCUGAGUAGGUUCACAUUCCUUAGAAUCCCUUCCCAGGCACUGAGGACAGGAGGCUUUGGUGGUUGUCUUGCUGCCUCCACCAACUCCUUGAUCUCAGAGUCACUGUGAUAUCCCCCUGACCUAGAUCAGGGUGUGGCAUUAACCACAUGCUCCAUAAGUAUGUGUGAGCAAAUCAAUGACAAGCCACUCCCUGCCAGCUGCUCUGAGCAGUCCAUCAGCACUAGUCUGUAUGUGGUGCUGGAAUCAGACCAUCACUCGGGUCUUCUUCCUGGUGAUGCGACUGGAUUGAGACUAGACCCCACCUUUCUAAACCAGUAUUAGCUGGGCUGGGGAUGGUGACAGCCACAGAACUUUUUUAAGUGCCUGGACUUUUUAAAUUACUGAUGCCAAAUAUUUUUUACCAAAAGAUUGUUCAUCUUAGCAAUACAUAGUUUUAUAAUUUUUCUUUACCUAAUAAAAUUAUAUCUUGAAUAACA